This is a messenger RNA of Cryptotermes secundus, 4195 nucleotides long. RefSeq names its product ruvB-like 1 (gene pont). Gene Ontology annotation, biological process: chromatin remodeling; regulation of transcription by RNA polymerase II; box C/D snoRNP assembly. Gene Ontology annotation, molecular function: DNA helicase activity; ATP binding; ATP hydrolysis activity. Bases 118 to 1488 code for a protein of 456 amino acids. Lineage: Eukaryota; Metazoa; Arthropoda; Insecta; Blattodea; Kalotermitidae. Gene Ontology annotation, cellular component: Ino80 complex; R2TP complex; NuA4 histone acetyltransferase complex. The record is from RefSeq and is a predicted model, not a curated record. The transcript is spliced from 8 exons.
UCGAGUGUGUGUUGCGAUGGUAACGAUAACGAUUGUAUAAACUAUCAACUGAAACUUGUUUGCAAUUGAUUGAAGACAUAAGACUUGUAGUUUCAAAUAUCCAAAGACGCUUCCAAGAUGAAGAUUGAAGAAGUGAAAAGUACAGCAAAAACUCAAAGGAUAUCAGCACAUAGCCACAUUAAAGGUUUAGGUCUGGAUGAUGGUGGGACAGCAAUUCAAAUGGCAGCGGGAUUAGUUGGUCAAGAAUCAGCACGUGAGGCCGCAGGAAUUGUAGUUGACAUGAUUAAAAGUAAGAAAAUGGCUGGCCGAGCAUGUCUUUUAGCAGGACCACCAGGGACUGGAAAAACAGCCAUAGCUCUUGCAAUUGCUCAAGAACUUGGCAAUAAGGUUCCAUUUUGUCCCAUGGUUGGCUCUGAAGUUUACAGUUCUGAAAUAAAGAAGACAGAAGUGUUAAUGGAAAACUUCCGUCGUGCUAUUGGGUUAAGGAUCAAAGAAACAAAAGAGGUUUAUGAAGGUGAGGUGACUGAGCUAACACCUGUAGAGACAGAAAAUCCAAUGGGAGGGUAUGGCAAGACCGUAAGCCAUGUCAUAAUUGGACUUAAGACUGCAAAAGGUACAAAACAGCUGAAGUUAGAUCCAUCAAUAUAUGAAUCCCUACAGAAGGAGAAGGUGGAGACAGGUGAUGUAAUUUAUAUUGAGGCGAACAGUGGUGCGGUUAAGAGACAAGGUCGAAGUGAUACCUUUGCAACAGAAUUUGAUCUUGAAGCAGAGGAAUAUGUUCCACUUCCAAAAGGAGAUGUCCAUAAGAAGAAGGAGGUUAUCCAGGAUGUGACACUGCAUGAUUUGGAUGUUGCUAAUGCAAGGCCACAAGGAGGCCAGGAUAUCCUGUCCAUGAUGGGACAACUAAUGAAACCAAAGAAAACUGAAAUCACAGACAAACUACGAAAGGAAAUUAAUAAAGUGGUCAACAAGUAUAUUGACCAGGGCAUUGCUGAACUGGUUCCUGGAGUCUUAUUCAUUGAUGAGGUUCACAUGUUGGAUAUUGAAACCUUCACAUACCUUCACCGUGCUCUGGAGAGUGCUAUCGCUCCAAUUGUCAUUUUUGCAACUAAUCGUGGCCGCUGUGUUAUAAGAGGUACAGAGGACAUUAUUUCUCCACAUGGGAUACCUCUGGAUCUCCUUGAUAGGCUCCUGAUUAUCCGUACAUUGCCAUACUCCCGUGUUGAGAUGGAGCAGAUUCUUAGGCUCCGGGCACAGACAGAGGGAAUACAAAUUGAUGAAGCAGCACUUAGCAUGGUGGGGGAAAUUGGCACAAGAACAACCCUCCGGUAUGCUGUUCAACUGUUAACACCAUCAGCUCUAACAGCAAAAGUAAAUGGACGAUCUGUUAUUGCUAAAGAAGACAUUCAGGAAGUCGGAGAACUGUUCUUGGAUGCGAAAUCAUCAGCCAAGAUUCUUUCACAGCAUAAAGACAAAUAUAUGAAGUGACCAUUUUUCAAUAACCUGGCUGCUUGUUUCCUGGUUUCUGAUAGAUUUAAGCUGUGGAAAUACCUCGAAGUUCAACUGAUGUAUCACUCAUACCCGUCAGUCUAAAAUCAAAACAAUUAUAAAGCUUUGGUCAUAUUUUUAUAUUCUGAAACAAACUUAUUUUCCAAAAAUUAUCCCUCAGUAUGCUGUUUUCAGUAAUCGGUUUAGAAUACCAUACUGAACUCCAAUGCAAAUACCUUGUCACACUUUGUUUUUCCCUUAUAUUUGAUGGCUGUUCGAAUGAAACCUGUUUUGGACUCUUCUGUCUGAAGGAACAGAGGCCAUUAAAAGCAACAAAAAACUGUGGGCAUUGAGGCUGAUAUCCCAAUGACUCACCAUCCAGUGGAUCCCUUUUGCUACUGUCAUGCACACAUCAUAAUCUAUUACAUUUAUUAGCAGCACCAUGAAAGGGUCUCAUUUGAACAACCCUCAUACCACUUAUUCGUCUCAAAAAUAUAAUAUGCAAAGUAUAUGUACAGCUCUGGCUACUCAUGCUUAAUUAAAUAGUGUAUCAUUUAUUCCCCUUACGCAAAUAGUUGGGAUAUAUUUUUGUCACCUAACCUUUAACCCUUUCCAGUCGUUCUGGUUAGAAAACUUCACAACCAGAUCGUCAAGGGUUUUUAAAUGCCUGCCGAGUCACUAAGUGAACCGUUUUGCCUGAAAAGUUGGUGCAACAAGGGCAUAAAGUUAAAAAAGAAAGCCAAAUGUAUACUUACAUUUUCAAUUGUCCAGUUCUUGGGCCAACUCAACAUUGCUGUAACGUGUCAGUGAAAUUGCGGUAGUCUUCAAUACCAGACACACUGAGACAUUAGUCUGUCCAUCAAGAAAAGAACUAUUCUUGAAAUGAACAGGUUUUCAAAGCAUCGCCUGCAACUUUUCUGUAUUUUGGAAUUAUACUGUGAAUGUAACCAAUGUCACUUUCAGUCAAUGCAAAUAAUCUGAUGUCCAACUUCGUUGUUUUUUUUUUUUUGAUUACAAAUUAUGAAAAUUAUUUUGCACUUGAACCCAACUGUUGAUUCUUGUAUUGCAAUUUUUUACGUGCACAAAAUUUUUCCUAAAUUGUUUUUCUAUAUGUUUUAUCAACCCAUGUCCUUGUUUUUGAUGGCUAAAUUGCUUAUUCAGUGGCAUCAUUUCCCCACAUGCACCAUCGCCCACUGUCAUGUCUUCCCACCCACCAACACGCAACAUUUGUUUCGCUCUCACUCUCUGACAUUUUGUUGGUCGAUUCUUCACUUGCAGUUUUCCUUCAAUUUCCAAUUAUCUCAUCAUCAGAGUAAAUAUGGAGUUUUUCACUUAACACAGCACUACUAGAUUCGUCAUCCACAUCACGCAAGGAAUUAUAUCUAGUUUCUUCAAUCCAGAGGGCCAUGAUUCAGCUGAAUGUAAAAGCAUGCUACUAACAUGUGACAUGCCAUAAUAUAUAAAUAUCAUUCAUUCCUCAAGAAGUUCAAAUUAUGACUUCCAGAUAGCAGGAGGAGGAAAACAAAACAUUCGUGCAUGUGUUGGUAUAGUUUACAGUGCCAACUAGUGACGUAUGAUUGAAAUAUGACCGCAGAAAUACAAAACAAACUUUGUCGAUAAUAUUGACAUUUGUCCAUGGAAGCACAGUCACAUGUUGAUUAUAUAUUUACAUUCGACUGGAAAGGAUUAAAUGCCUACAUUACCAACUGUAAAGUAAUUUGGAAGUCACAGGUGUUUACAAUGUUCCAUGCUUUAGUUAACAUAUUCUUUGCAAUUUUUAUUUCAACGAUUCUGGAUAUAUACUCUUUAAAUAACUUAAACCUUAUAUGAUCUGUUUUCUGAAAAUGAUUGGAAAAAUCUGGUCACAAACAUCUUAGUGCCAUUCACACAACAUUAAUAAAAAAAAUGUAUACAGCUUUGUCCAAACACCCUUGUAUGAAGUUACCAUACCGUCUUAUUCUUACACAAAAGUUAUUGUACUCAUAACCCAAGCACCACAAUAAAAAUAAUUAUUGUAAUCUCCAAUACUGGCUACAGGUUACAUAACUCAGAACCUGUUUCCUGCAAUUUGUCAUGUUCAUUAUUUUAUCUCCAUAUUCAUGUAUGUCAGAAACAUAUCAGAUAUGUAACAAUUUAAAUUCUGAUUACAGUGUGAACAUACAAGGGCUUCCUCAAGAUCACUGGGCCACUCAAUGUCAGUUUGGGCUGCAGUGAUUCAGAUUGGUGAUGUAAUCAGUAAACCAAAAGCCUAUAUAGCCCAAUAAAUUGUUUACAGCUAGUUAAGCAAGCACUUAUGUGCUAACUCACUGUAUUCCUGAGCCAUCAUUCAAUGUUUGGCUUCUAAAUUCAUGCUUCACAAGACAGAAAAAAAAUUAAUAUUUCACACUGCCUUUACCAGACUGUGAGAAUGAGAUACCAAGUAUAUCAGCCUUCAGGAUUCAUACAAGCUCCACAGAGGAUAGAAAUCAUGUUUCUGUCCUUGAGACAAAUUCUGCGAAGUCUUGUAUUUUUCUCCUUUUUGGCAGAAUAUGAAGAGUCUGUGGCAGGAGACCCUCUAUUUCAUUAUUAGGUCUAGGAGGGACUGCUCACAGAUAGAGAUUUUGCAUGAUUAGUCUGGAUUAUUGUGUCCUGUCAGUUUUACCUCGGUCUGUAUCUCUACACUCUAAUGCAGUGAAGAAAUGUUUUCACUUGCUUGAUGAAGUCAGAG